Cucurbita moschata (crookneck pumpkin) is the source of this 1187-nucleotide messenger RNA. RefSeq lists its product as uncharacterized. The coding region runs from base 13 to 1110 and encodes 365 amino acids. The record is from RefSeq and is a predicted model, not a curated record. NCBI's taxonomy places the organism in Eukaryota, Viridiplantae, Streptophyta, Magnoliopsida, Cucurbitales, Cucurbitaceae. The transcript has 2 exons.
CAGAACUGUAGAAUGCCAGAAGUUUGGUGUACUCUGAAGAGAUCAUUAUCCUGCACCAAAUCAUUCCUUUGUGAUGUUCAUGUUCCAGAAGCCAUUGGUGAUUCAAACUCCAAGGAAAGAACAGACCGAGAUUCAUCUGGUUGUUUAAGGUCUAAAUCUAACCUCAGAGACAUCAUUUGUGGAAGCAAGAGACACUCGCAGAAGCCAUCGCCAAGCUCCAGCUCGAGAUCAAUGGCGAACAGUGAAGUUCUCCUCACCAUGACCCAUGAAAUUGAAGCACAAACUAAAACGGAUAGCUUCUCUGUUCCCCACGAAGAAAAAACCAGUCUUGAACUCCAUAAAAGCUCUGCUACAAGAAAUGGGCAUGCCACUUCUGCAACUUCCGACAGAAUCAACCAAUUCCACGAUGGUUCUGAAUUGAUUUGCCAAGAAUGUGGUGGGCUUUUUAAGAAUUCAGAUGCCAUGGAGUCCCAUCAUCUUUCCAAGCAUGCCGUCAGAGAAUUAGCGCAGGAGGAUUCAUCCUGGAAAGUGAUAGAAUUAAUCUGCCAAAGAACAUGGCCAACGUCGAAACCCCACCACAUUGAGAAUGUCUUCAAAGUCCAGAAUUCCCCAAGAACUCUGUCUCUGUUUGAAGAGUACAGAGCAACGGUGAAAAGCAGAGCGAGCAAACUGGAGCAGCAAAACCCACGUUGUUUAGUCGAUGGAAACGAGCUCUUGAGGUUCCAUGGCACGACGAUUGCUUGCCCAUUAGCAGCGGCAAAUGGGUCUCAGAUUUUAUGCAAUUUGGAUAACUGUGGAGUUUGCCAAAUAUUAAGACAUGGGUUUAAUAAAGGCGUAUUUACAUGCGCAACAAGUGGAAGAGCCUUCGAAUGUAUUGAGAUGAAUGAAGAAGAAGAUAUGGGCGGCUUAAGAAGAGCCUUAAUGGUGUGCAGAGUGAUUGCAGGGAUGGUCUGGGGCGGAUGCAUGGAGGAAGAUGAACUGAACGCCAAUUCCGGUUCUGGGUUCGAAUCGUCGAGUGGGAAAACGGGACAGAAUUCAAAACAGGAAGAACUGUUUGUGUUCAAUCCUGAAGCUGUACUUCCUUGCUUCGUGGUAACUUACAGACGGUGAUUAGGAAAAAUUAGGCAUUUGUAUGUCUUAUGAGUUUCUUCUAAUGAUUAUUGAAUACGAAUUUGAUCGACUCCCAA